AUGCUGCAGUUUACUUAUUCUAAUACAGACAGCGAUUCCUUCUGCCAUCAGAUGUCUUUCUGCUUGACUGAACUGCACCUGUGGUCUUUGAAGAAUACCUUACACAUUGGGGAUAGAGACAUUGGAAUCUACCAAUAUUAUGACAAGAAAGAUCCACCAGAGCAUGGUAACUUAGAAGAAAAGCAGAAGCUAGCAGAAUCACGAGAUUAUCCUUGGACGCUCAAAAACAGACGCCCAGAAAAACUCCGAGAUUCACUCAAAGAAUUGGAGGAGCUGAUGCAAAACAGUCAGUGUGUGCUGAGCAAAUGGAAGAACAAAUAUGUCUGUCAGCUCCUCUUUGGUUCAGGUGUGCUGGUGUCCCUAAGCCUUUCUGGGCCACAGCUGGAGAAAGUGAUGAUUGACAGAAGCCUGGUGGGGAAGCUCAUCUCAGACACCAUCAGUGAUGCUCUUCUCACAGACAAUUUUAUCAUCUUAUCAUUUUUGGCACAAAACAAACUAUGUUUUAUUCAGUUUACCAAGAAGAUGGAUUCCCCUGAUAUAAACAAAAGACUGGAAAAACUCUCAGCCUUGGAUUAUAAGAUUUCCUAUUAUGAAAUACCUGGCCCGAUCAACAGGACAACACAGCGUCAUCUAGCUAUCAAUUGUGUUCAGGAUAUAAUUGUUUGUUGGUGGCCACUGGUUAGUGAUGAUGCUUGGCCUUGGGCUCCCAUUUCUUCUGAGAAGGAUAGAGCCAAUCUGCUGCUCCUGGGUCAUACUCAAGGAAGACUGGAGGUUCUGAGUUCCGUCCGUACAGAAUGGGACCCACUGGAUGUUUGCUUUGGUAUCAAACAACCUUAUCAGGUGUUUACAGUGGAGCACUCCACCAGUGUAGACAAAGAGCCCAUGGUUGACAGCUGCAUCUAUGAAUGUAUUCGGAACAAAAUCCAGUGUGUGUCAGUCACCAGAAUACCACUAAGAUCGAAGGCCAUCAGCUGCUGUAGAAAUGUUACUGAAGACAAACUGAUUUUAGGAUGUGAAGAUUCUUCAGUAAUUCUUUAUGAAACUCACCGUAGAAUAACUCUCUUAGCUCAGGCUGAACUUUUGCCUUCAUUAAUAAGCUGCCACCCAAGUGGUGCCAUUCUGCUAGUUGGCAGCAACCAAGGCGAGUUGCAAAUUUUUGAUAUGGCUCUAUCACCUAUUAACAUCCAGCUCUUGGCUGAAGACCGCUUACCCAGGGAGACUCUGCAGUUCAAUAAAUCCUUUGAUGCUUCCAGCAGUCUUGUUCAAAUGCAGUGGACAGCUCCUCCGAUUGUCUCUCAGAAGCCUAGAAGUGGCAACAUCUGUGAUCUCCUCUUCCUCAGGUUUGACAGAGGACCUUUGGGUGUGCUUUUGUUUAAACUUGGUAUCUUCACUCAAGGACAACUUGGCCUGGUAGACAUCAUCUUCCAGUACAUUCACUGUGAUGAGAUCUAUGAGGCGAUAAAUAUCCUAAGUAGCAUGAACUGGGACACUCUGGGCCACCAAUGCUUUAUCAGCAUGAGUGCCAUUGUAAACCAUCUUCUUAGACAAAAGCUCACUCCAGAGAGAGAAGCACAGCUUGAGGCAAGCCUUGGAACCUUCUAUGCUCCAACAAGACCACUUCUGGAUACAACUAUAUUGGAAUAUAGAGACCAAAUCAGCAAAUAUGCAAGGAGAUUCUUCCACCACUUGCUAAG
Carlito syrichta (Philippine tarsier) is the source of this 1694-nucleotide messenger RNA. RefSeq names its product WD repeat containing planar cell polarity effector (gene WDPCP). The transcript has 12 exons. Gene Ontology annotation, biological process: cilium organization; nervous system development; establishment of protein localization. Lineage: Eukaryota; Metazoa; Chordata; Mammalia; Primates; Tarsiidae. Gene Ontology annotation, cellular component: axonemal basal plate. Gene Ontology annotation, molecular function: protein binding. The record is from RefSeq and is a predicted model, not a curated record. The annotation marks the transcript as partial.